AUGGAUGAACAAAUAAUGCAACCUAGUCAGGCUGUAGAGCAAAAUGGCUUUAGUAAAAUUGAUGCACCAGAAAAUUAUAGGCAUUAUGGUGAUAAUACUGAUACAGUCGACGUUGGCAUAUUGGAUAUUGUGGAAGGUAUCAAUUUGCAUCAAUUUGAAAGUGAUUCAAUGUCUACUUCAACGAUUACAGAAGUUUACAACAGUCCAGAGUACACACCGUACAAUGAACACUCAGAAUCAGAAGAGACUGAUGGAGAAGGUAAUCAAGAACCAAUGAAUGAAUCACAUACCAGUAAUACAAAUAAUGCAAUAGAAUCAGCAGAGACAAUUAUUGUAGACGGAGCAAAAAAAAAACGUAAACAUGCAUUAGAACCAGAAUUUAUCUUAUUACCGAAAAAAAGUAAAGAACGUGUUAUGCAUCUAGAACUUUUGAAAAAUAAAGUUAAUUUACAACAUAAUAGAAAUGUAUUGGAACAAAACAAAGGAUGUCCAUUCAAAAGUAUAGCAGUUGCAGAUGGUUUGCCAAAACGCAGAAACAAUUUAAUGCAAAGUACAACAUUAUUGCACGUAGCUAAAGAUCACACGCAACUGCAAAAUGAAGUUUUUGUAUCUAUGAAGUGUGAUGAUAUAACCUUUGUUGCUCAAAGUGAUGAUUUGAUAUGUUUAUUUGGCUCAAGACUUCUAAAAAAUCACAGAGAAAGGCAUUUAAAAAAUUACAUAUCACAAAGACUCGGACAACUAGCAAAAUUUUUACAAAUUUUACCUGCUAAAGAAUUGAGUGGAUAUGAUGAAGAACACAACACAUAUGUCCAUCCAACAAAUGCACUUAAGAUUGGACACUCAAUAUUACAAUGCGCAGAUAUUCUCCAAAAUUUGUCAAAAAAACAAUUAAACAAAAGUGUCAACUUACCAGAUGCAAAAGAUAUAACACUUUUGCAUAAUUUUCUAUUAAAUCAACUUGAAGAAGUGAAAUCAUUGAUUGAAAACAAAGAAAUAAAUCAAGAAACAUACAAAAUAUUAUGCCAAAACUUACUGACCCAAAUUAUUCUACUUAACCGCCGCAGAUCGGGUGAAGUCCAAAGAAUAAAAGUUAUAGAUUAUUUAAAUAGAAGUAAAAAUAAACUACAAGAAGAAAUCCAAAAAUCACUUUCAGAAGUAGAAAUAAAAUUAUCGGAAAGUUUUGAAAGAUUUGAAAUAAGGGGAAAGCGUGGAAGGGCAGUUCCAGUUCUAUUAACAGGUAUAAUGAAACAAUCUAUAGAUCUUCUUUUAAAAAUCAGAAAUGCCGCUAGUGUAUUUAAACAAAAUGAAUACUUGUUUGCAAUUCCGAAUACUGCAGUAGGAUAUUACCGUGGCUCUGACUGUCUGAGGAAGGCAGCAAACGAAUGUGGAUCAUCUGCCCCAGAACUACUCACGUCAACAAAACUCCGAAAACAUAUUGCCACAAUGUCUCAAUUAUUAAACCUAAGUACAAAUGACAGAGAACAGCUUGCCAAUUUUAUGGGACACGACCUAGCAAUACAUAAUGAAUAG
Messenger RNA from Acyrthosiphon pisum (pea aphid), 1530 nucleotides. RefSeq lists its product as uncharacterized. The record is from RefSeq and is a predicted model, not a curated record. NCBI's taxonomy places the organism in Eukaryota, Metazoa, Arthropoda, Insecta, Hemiptera, Aphididae. The transcript has 7 exons. The coding region runs from base 1 to 1530 and encodes 509 amino acids.